AUAAAAAAUGGCGUUAUCUUAAAUAAUAUAAAUUAAGUGACAGUUCAAUAAAUUAAUUAACUAAAAUAAAUUUAAAAUAAGUGAGUGAAAAAAAUGUUUAAGACAAAGAAAUAUAAAAAAAUCUGGGAUAAUUUGUCAGAAAAAUUAAAUAAUAUUGACUUGUUAUUAACUGACAAUAAUAAUGAUGAUGAACUAAUUAAUUUAGUAAAUAAUUUAAGUAAAUUAUCACAGGAAUUAAAAUCAGUUUUAUUAAAAAAUAAUAACGAUAAAAUAAAAUUAAUUGAAUUAUUUGAUGAUUUUAUUUAUGAAACAAAAUCCCGGGAAAAUUCAAAAAAAAAUUUAUCACUUAAUAUGGAGGAGUUUAAAAAUAAUUUAAAGACGGAAUUUAAAAUAAUUGAGACUAAUGAGUCUAGAGAUUUAAUUAAAAAAUCUAGAGAUUUACUGAGUUAUUUUGAUGGAAUUAAUGAUAAUUUUGAGCUCAAUAUUUACGAAGUCAGAAAAAUCGAAACUUCUUUAAUUGAAAUAAUUGAGGAAUUAAAAAAAUAUUUGAGUGAUUUAUUAUCUCCUGGAAUGAGAGAAAAAAUUUAUUUAUGUGCGACGCAAUUAAUUGUUACCUUUAAAUUACUAAUUGAUUUAAUUAAUGAGCAGACGGAAAUUGGGACGCAGAUUUGCGGAACAAGAAUUUAUUUGUUUAAUUGUUUUAGCGUUUGUUUGCAGAUAAUUAUUGAUACAAUUGAAGGAGAUUAUUCUGCUGAUGAUGAGGAAAUUGAUGAAGAAGAGAAUCAUUUUAUUCAUAAAAUGGACCUGGCUCUGGAUUUGGUCAACAAGAUGGCGGAUAUGAAACACGAAAUGGCCGAGCCGAAUGAUAAGCCUGGAGAUUUGAAUUUAAAUUAUUGUAAAGAGAAAAAUGAACUUAUUGAAGAAUUGUGGAGUGUUUUAGAAGAUAUAUUCAGUCAUACGAUGGCUAUCGCCCAAGUUUGCUCGCCAGAGCAGUUUAAUUUGAUGACAGGAAUCAGCAAAACGGUAAUUUGUGAAUUUGAUAAUUGGAAGAGGGAGUUUUUGAAAGAAAAAAGAGACAGGGCAUUGUUUAGUUUGUUUGGUAACACUUUUAUGGACGCGAUGUAUAGACUUGAGAGGGCUGUUAAUGUCGCGAUGCUUCAGUUGGUGAUGGAGGUAUUCAGCGAACCUUUUAGUGCGCUGAAGAAACUCGUUAAGAUUUGCGGGAAUAGUUUGAAAAAGGAGUGCAGGAGAAAAGAGGAUCUAGAAAAGGCUAUUGAGGAGUUUGAUUUGAUUACUGAUAAAGCGCUCCAGAUUGGGUUGUAUGCUGCUGCUUCCUGUGGAAAUACCACUCGCGCUCUAAGAAUCCGUAACCACAUGGCAUCACUCGAGUCCUUGGAUCUCGAGCUCGUAGCGGCGAUAACUUCUUUUUACCUCGAGCCUUCAUCAGAAUUACGGUCAGCAGUAAAACUUUUGACAACGCAAUGGCAGAAUGAAAUGAACAAUCUCCACAAAUCAGUUGACCUGAUCCUGGAUCCCUCGGCCUACUGCCAAGUGGUUUUAGAAGAUUUGCAAGAGCGGGUUCAGUCCAUCUCCGAUGGCUUUGAGAAUCACCAGACAGUAACUCAGUCCCAAAUAAAAAUAAUUGUCUACCGGGCUUGCGCCCUCGCUUCUCAAAUUACCACCGCCAUUGAUGACAUCGGUAGCAACGUCAUCGAUAAACAGACGGUAAUGACUAUUCGCGAGCUCAAAGCCGCGAUCUAUGAAACUGACGCAGCUUCAAAAACUCUUUUGACCCCCACUUCAACUUUGCCUCAGCAAUUGCGAGUAAUUAAACGAUGCGAGUUACUACUGAGUGUCAUAAAACGGCUCCAGCCUGCUCUUGAAAUAAUAAAUUCUAAAAUAACGAGCUCUUUGAUGAGUAACAGUGACAAUUCUUUGAGUAAUGAUAGCAAGUCAUUUAUUAAAACUCCUUAUACUGUUAAAAAUUACAAGUCUACUGUCACUAUUCAAUUUGAUGAUCAAGAUAAAAUAGAUCCUUGUGAUUUAAGUUGUUUGAUUCCGUAUAUUGAACGUGGGAAGACCAUGAGAUCGGAAUUUUCUGUGUUAUAUAAAAAUAAUUGGGCUGAUGAUGAUGAUUUUGAAGAUUGCGAUGGUGAGGGAAGAGGAAAAAUUUUUUUUAAAAGUCUGGCAAGAAGAUGGGGAGGGGAAAGUAAAAGAAGAAGUCGAAAAAAAAUUGUAUCUAAAAAUUUUGAUGAAAAUUUAUUGGAAAAAAAUGAAAAAAAAAAUCCAGAAGACGGCUUGGAAAAUUUUGAAAAAGAAUUUAAAGAAAAAAUUUUAAUAAACGACGGAAAAGAAAAAAUUAAAGUAGAAAAUUUUGAUAAUAAUGGAAUUGAAAAAUUAAAAAAUGAAAAUUUUGAAAAAGGAAGACACGAAGAUAAUUUUGAAGAAAAAAUUAAAGAUGAAAAUUUUGAUAAAAAUUAUAAAGAAAAAAAUCAUGAAAAUAAAAAUUUAAGUAAAAAUAAUAAAGAAAUUUUUACCUCUGCAAAUAAUAAAUCUAAAUUAAAACUAAGACGUAAUUUAAAUAAUAUAAGACUUCAUUUAUUUAAUCGUGAUGACUUUUCUAUUAAUAGUAUAAAUAAUGACAGUAAUGAAGAAGAAUUUAAAGAAAUAAGUUUAGACUUGACCGGAAUAUUAGAAAACAUUUCUGGUAUUUCAAUGGCAGAUAGUGAAACAAGUAACGGGACCAAGAGUAUUGGAGGUCAAGAUGUAAGUUCGGUUAUUGAUAAAGAAAUGGACUAUUGUAGAGAGACUAGAGACUCUGGUGACAGCAAUUUCGCUAAUGAUGGUGCUGGUGACGCGGGAAGCAUCAGCGGAAUCAGUAGCAUCGACACACCGGAGAGGAUCAAAGGCAUCAAGAAAAUUGACAAGAAAAUUGAAAUUUUACAGCGACGCGUUAACUCGAAGUAAUUUAACAAUUUUCUGCAUUUUCGAAAAUCGGUUAAUUAUUUAAAAGUUUAUCGAGUUUGCACUUAAUAAUUAUUAUUAUAUAAUGUUAGUAAUUAUGUUUAUAGUUAAUUUCAAUAUUAAUAUAUUAAAAUAUGUAUUUUGUACUUUUUCACAUAAGAAUUAUUGAAAUAAAAAAAAAUUAUUUAAUAA
Molecule: messenger RNA, 3156 nt
Organism: Microplitis mediator
Lineage: Eukaryota; Metazoa; Arthropoda; Insecta; Hymenoptera; Braconidae
Gene: Spt
Exons: 2
Coding region: 94-2967 (957 amino acids)
Biological process (GO): cellularization; cell-cell adhesion; cell migration
Cellular component (GO): catenin complex; adherens junction; membrane
Molecular function (GO): beta-catenin binding; actin filament binding
Source: RefSeq, a predicted model, not a curated record